UCUCUUUCCUUCCUGCUUUUGUUACUCUUCUUCCUCUUUUCGAUCACAGCCGUUUAGUCAUGUCUGAUCGAUCAAAACCGGUGAGCCAGGUUCUGUACGAGUCGGCCCCAUCCUCACGCCAGACCGUCAAGUUCUUAACGGCAUCCACGAUUGCCGCCGUUCUCUUAACCUUAUGCGGGCUGACUUUAACCGGAACAGUGAUAGCACUGAUCCUGGCCACACCACUGUUAGUACUGUUUAGUCCAAUUCUUGUCCCGGCUGGGAUAGUCAUCUUCCUGGCAAUAUCCGGCUUUGCUUUAUCUGGCGUGUGUGGUGUAACGGCGAUACUGGCAUUAUCAUGGAUACACAAUUACGUAACAGGGAAGCAUCCGUCAGGGGCGGACCAGCUAGACAAUGCAGGGAAGAAGAUUUCAGAUGAAGCUAUGGACAUGCAAAAGAGAGCGAAUUUGCAUGGGCAAUUCGAUCAAGUAGGGUAGUAAACGAGGCGAUUGCCAUCUCCUACAUGCAGCAAAAGGGCUAGGAAGCUGCAUAAUUAAGGCCUUGAAUGAGGUUUAAGGAUGAGGAAAUGUGGAUUUACAGUGUAUACUAAUGUGUUUUCUUUGCAUGCAUGUAUGGAGGAUGUAAUUUGCCUUAUUAUGUUGAGAACUUCUGCCGUGCCUUUUGUUCAGUUCAGCAAUUUCCUGUUAAUAAAUACUCUUUUUGUAUCUAAGAA
This is a messenger RNA of Ziziphus jujuba (common jujube), 712 nucleotides long. Its product is annotated as oleosin Ara h 15.0101. Gene Ontology annotation, biological process: lipid storage. Gene Ontology annotation, cellular component: monolayer-surrounded lipid storage body; membrane. The coding region runs from base 60 to 476 and encodes 138 amino acids. The record is from RefSeq and is a predicted model, not a curated record. The transcript has a single exon. NCBI's taxonomy places the organism in Eukaryota, Viridiplantae, Streptophyta, Magnoliopsida, Rosales, Rhamnaceae.